This is a messenger RNA of Cyprinodon variegatus (sheepshead minnow), 5542 nucleotides long. It is a transcript of the gene secisbp2, whose product is annotated as SECIS binding protein 2. The transcript is spliced from 17 exons. Bases 155 to 2380 code for a protein of 741 amino acids. The record is from RefSeq and is a predicted model, not a curated record. Gene Ontology annotation, cellular component: ribonucleoprotein complex. Gene Ontology annotation, biological process: selenocysteine incorporation. Gene Ontology annotation, molecular function: mRNA 3'-UTR binding; ribonucleoprotein complex binding; selenocysteine insertion sequence binding. NCBI's taxonomy places the organism in Eukaryota, Metazoa, Chordata, Actinopteri, Cyprinodontiformes, Cyprinodontidae.
CUACAUUUAGCUAACUGCUGCUUCUCAUGCUAAGCUAUCAAACAGGUUGUUCAUGAUUAACGGAGUGAAGGUUUCAUCGUGAGGCGGACUUUGACAACACUCUGAGACUCAUGUGGAAACACGAAUAUGUGACAGCAUCCAAAAAACCCUGACAAUGGAGAAGGAGAGCAACCCGACAUUUGCUGCUGUUUCUCCUCGGGCUUUGGGUCCUAAACACCAGAUGAAACGAAUGAGUCGGACUCCUGAUACUUCCUCAGCUGCAGCUCCUCCCCUAAUCUUACCAAAUCCUUAUGUGUCCAACCUCACUUCUGCAAGGAAUUGGACAGAUCUGAGCCAAAAAAAAGCAGGAAAGGGGGAAGAUGCUUCGAGAAGUCAGGGCUUCAGCAGCAGACGUCCUGUUAAAGAGGCCAGUGACAGAGAUAAGCCUAUUUGGGAUCCACAGUUUAAGGCUUUAAAAAGCAGCAAUGAACCACAAGGCAGACACGGGGGCAAAAACUCAAUGGAUGCACAGAAAAAAGGUGUCAGACAUGCCAGGUCCGCCCCAGCCUCUGGAAGGAACUCCACACCAGCGCAGGCAGAUUUUGUCCCGUUUGAAGUCAAGAUGGUGGAUUUUCCAGAGUUAGCCAGCGAUUUGCAGAAAACAGCGUCCUGUGCUGGAGUGCCAAAAGACCGCUGGGGUCCAAGUCCUCACUGCACAAAUCCACAAACUGAGAGGACUUCCUGGAGGGCUGGCAGAAAUGAGGCUCCAUCAGAGCUUGGCUCCUUGCACAACACCAGCCCUCUUAACCCAGCAGAUCAGCCAGUGAUCACAUCAUGGGCCAACAUUGCCUCUCAGCCCCCCAAGAAACCAGAUGUUACAGACAGGAAAACAAACCACAGUGACUUGCAGACAAAAGACAUCACUGCCCCUAAAGAGGAGGGAACUGCAGGAAAGAAAAAGCGAAAGCGGAAAAAGAAAUCCAAAAGCAACGCUGAAGAUGCAGAACCAGAUUUAGAGAGCCCGUUUCAUUAUGAGCCUCCAAAGCUUGAGGAUGCAGAAGAAUUUCCUGACUUGGCACUGGGUUUAACUGGGGUUGAAAAAUUAUCAACCAGCAGCAGAGCAAAGCUAUGCAAUGAGAAAGCAGAGAAAGUGUCGGGGAAAAAAAGCAAGGCCCCAGUCCAGCUGGACAUCGGUAACAUGUUGGCCGUCUUGGAAAAAAAGCAACAGACUCAAAAAUCGAAGCAGGACACGAAGCCGGUCAUUCUCUCUGUUGGUGGAGGACUACCAGUGGUCCAGAAGCAGACGACGGCUGUCAAAAAAUCACCCUGGCAACAGGAUAAAAUCGCACACAAUCCACUGGACUCUACCAGCCCUUUAGUUAAAAAAGGAAAGCAAAGAGAAGUGCCUAAAGCCAAGAAGCCUACUCCACUGAAGAAGGUCAUUUUAAAAGAAAGGGAAGAGAGAAAACAGAGACGUCUGCUAGAGGAGAGAGGACUGCUGCCUGAAAAUGAUUCUGAAGUUGCUAACGAUGCUACAGAGGAGCAGAACGACUCAAAUGACCCAGAAGAGAUUCAGAGUUUCUCACAAGAAUUUGAUGAACAGCUGAAUUUAAACGGUACAAACCCUGAAACACAAGAGGCCGAUGAAGACACAGAAAAAGAUGCUGGUAACCAGCAAGACCUCAGCGCCUCUGAGCCCCAACAGACCAACGUUCCCAAAAUUCACAGCAGGAAGUUUAGAGACUACUGCAGCCAGAUGUUGAGGAAAGAUCUGGACGAGUGCGUGACAUUGCUUCUGAAGGAGCUGGUCCGCUUCCAGGAUCGGCUGUACCAGAAGGAUCCCAUGAAGGCCCGAAUGAAGAGGCGGAUUGUGAUGGGCCUUCGAGAGGUCCUGAAACACCUCAAACUAAAGAAGGUCAAGUGUGUCAUCAUCUCGCCAAACUGUGAACGCAUCCAGUCGAAAGGUGGACUGGAUGAGGUUCUGCACACGAUCAUCAACAUGUGUCGCGAGCAGGGUGUGCCGUUCGUAUUCGCACUUUCCAGGAAAGCGUUGGGCCGCUGUGUCAACAAGGCUGUACCCGUCAGCCUCGUGGGCAUCUUCAACUACGACGGUGCACAGGACUUUUAUCACAAGAUGAUUGAAUUGUCAUCUGAGGCUAGGAGAGCCUACGAAGUGAUGCUGACCAGCCUGGAAACGGAGGAUGAUGCAAAUGCAGAGCAAAUAAACAGCCUGUCUGAGGAGUCCGAGCCUGGACCUGACACCGGGUGGUCAGAGAAACCUCAGUACUUUAAAUUGUGGGAGAAGAUUCUGGAGGAUGAAAGCAGCCGUGCUUUCCUGAGCCAUGCGGAGCAGCUCCUGGACAGUGAAUGUACAGAAAUCCCUGAAGAAGAGAGGAGUUGACUGCAGCGAAUGUUUCCUCGGCUAUAAAAGAAGAAAAAAAAAAUAUUUAGGGGCUACACCCAGACAAGACCUUAGUUUGGUUUUCUUUUUUUGUGUGUGUGUGAUUUAUGAAUUCCAUGAACUCUUUCAGGGAUGGAAGCAGGUAUAAAGCCUCACACUAUGAACUUUGACCCAUCAUGACUGUGACCAUUCAUGCAGAAUGUGUAGGAUGUGUUUUGUUUUUUGUUUUUGAGUAUUUUUUGUAUUGAUGAUACAGCAUUAUAUUGCAAAGCAAUCAUUUUCACAUAAUGGCUAUAUUUGAUUUUUGGAUGAGUUGUAGGAACUGAAAGGGUUACCUCUAAUUAGAAAUAAGUAAACAUGGCUAUGAACUAGUUAUUAAUUAAGCUGGUGAGUUGUUAAAGUGAGCAGUGCCUUCUAAACCAGGGGGUUGUGCAGUAGGGCAUAAAAAGUAUCUACUACGGUAACUGAUUUGUAAAGUUUAAACAUCUUAAAUAACAGGUUUAUAAAUUGUUUAUAGGUCAGUGGAAAGUUUUGUUUUGUAAAGAGGAGACAAUGGAUGUGAUUCAAAACCAGAAGAAUAACCCUGUGAAAACAUGGAGAAAAGUCUGCAAAGGAGCUGUAUGGUCAGCAAUGUCUCUAAAUGAUGUUACUUUAAAAUUUAUUUAUCAACAUCUAUAGGUUCCUCAUUCAGUAUUAGUUUAGAAUUUCAUUACAUUGAAAUACCGUCCUUAUUGCUCUUAUUCCAAAAGAAAUUUCUGUUCAAAGAAUGAGGAUAUUGAUUCUGUCUUGCUGAGAUCUGUUUGCACGGAUCCUCCUCCUAAAGUUUUAGUUUUUGCAGACCGUCUAUGCAACACAUGAAUUAGUUUGGCUCUUGGUAUCAAGCUUUGAACAGCAAGCCAGCAUAUUCACACAGCUCCUUUUAUACUGGCUGAAACCUCUUUGAAAACUACAGAAUGGCUCCAGAAACCUGCAUAAUCCAUUUCUGUUUUUCUUUAUUUUGCGAUCAUAUGGUGAAGCCCACAGCAUCACUUCUUCUCUCCUGUACCUAAUACCGGAUUGUUUGUAGCUGGAAAUGAUUGUAAUCUCACUUGACCAAAGAGCACAAAUCCACCUUAAGUCUUAUGUUUAUAUUUUAAGCAUUGGGCAGAAAAGGGAUUUUAUUCCCUCAAAUGUUUCCAAACAGCUUGGCUUGCUUUGUUAGUUGUUACAGAGACCUGGUGUCCCAAAGCGCAUCACUUAAGCCUUCCCCCUCUUUGUAACUACGACAUUUACAUAUGAGUUCUUGUCCAGCUACUUUCAGUCCCAUUUUGGCUAAAUCUACUUUUUAUUUACUAAUCUGAUCACUGAUUAGCCGGUGUAGGCGGGAAUCAGAUUUCUCGUAGCUGAUUCCUGGUUUAUUAAGUUUGCAUAUGAUCUUGUAUCUUUUCCCACUCUUACAGGUGGGUGCGAGGUGUAUGCUUCUGCAUGAUGUCAUCUAAACCUCAGGUUAAGAGUAUUUAUAGGUUAGUAAAGUUAUUUCAUAGGAAUCAUUGGCAGAGGAUUUAAAGACAUAUUUUUCUUUUUUCCUUUUUUCGCUUAGUAAUAGCUGAACAGGUUUACAGUUUUGGUUUACACUCCUUUUUUUCCCCCCAAGGGCCGUUAAGCAAAGAUCGUGUAUGAUUUCUUAACAAAAAAGAUCACAUUACUUUUUUCACCAAGAUGUUAAAUCUUUUUUUUUUUUAUGUUUGAAAAUCAAGGAUAAAGCCCUAUUGUGUAAAAUAAAACUUUUUGUUUUUAGAAAUAUAGAUAAUUUUUAAAAUUAAAAUUGUGAAUAAAAAUUUCACCUGAUAAUCUUCUAAUAUAGAAAAAUAAUAUUAAGAAAACAAGUAUUGAGAUGAUAGUGUUAAAAGAGGGUAAGUUAGUGUAACCUUGGGUUAUAAUUGAUAAUCAUGAUCAAAUAUGCAAUUAUGUUACUAUUAAUAACUUAGAGGAAAAAUUACAAAUAUAAGAGGAUAAUAACUGAAAAAUGUAUUUACAAAUUAGAAUUACAACAGAAUAAAAGGUCAUUACUGUUUAGAAUGAAUUUAGUUUGGGAUUUUUCUCACGUCUUCUAUACAGCGGAAUAGAGGGAGGGGUAUAAUAACCCAGAUAUCUGCAAAACAUGAUUUUUAUUAGGGAAAAUACUUCAUUCACAUUCCUCCUGUUUACAAACCUGGAGUUAUUCUUCUGAAGUCUUGAGUAAAAAUCUUAACCAGACCUCUGUUUCCUUUUGUUGCUUGGUGUUUGGGUUAGUUUCUUAGCCGUUGGUAGAAAACCUUUAGAGAUCACUUCUUAUCUUUGAUAUUUUACCGUCGGUAACUGAUGCCACAUUGAUGAAUAUUUUUUGACCUAAGAAAGAACAUGUUGGUAAGAUUGAGACAAAAGGACUUAAUUCCAUAUUUACUCUUUCAUUAAAGUUUUUAUUUCAUCUCAUAAAAUUGGAGUAAGAUUAUAAAGCGUCAGACUUUAAGUUGGGAAACAGCCUCUCAUCUGGUUAAAAAGCAUGUUGGGAUCUACUCUAACAUGAGAACAAUGAUGUUUAGCUGUGUCUAAUGGACAAUAUUUGUUUGAAUGAUUUUUUAUUUCAAAGGACUUUACCACAAACUGCUAACUUGAAAUGUUAGAAACAAAAGUUAUGGACAAUCUAAUUCUAGUAAUUGCAAAAUAAUUUACAUUCAGUUAGCUGGAGUUAAAGCUGUGCUCAAGGACAUAUCGGCAGAGAUUAAAACCAAGUUCCUGCUGCUGAGAGGUGACUGUAAUUAUGGAAUCUUUGGCCAAUCAUUGGGGGGGAAAAAACAAACUUUUAAUCAAUUUGCUCCCAAAGUGUCUGCAUUAUGAAAAUCUAUUUAAAUACUAAAUUACAGUAGCCUUUCUGCUUAAGAAAGGUAUUCUGCAUAUGAUUUUAUUUCCUCUGAUAAUACUCCAAGGAAGAGCAUCUUCCUACACUUUCUAAAAGCUAAAUAAACGUGUCUGUGGUGAGUUUAUAUGGUUCAAGCUGCUAAAAUAGGAUUUAGAUGCAAUAUUCCUUGAUUAAUCUUUCUUCACUGAUGACAUGUAUUUCUAUAAAUACUGUUUUGGAUACACCUUAGAGUUGAUUAUUUCAGGUGACAGAGCCGAGGUUUGUCUUGAAUAAAGAAUGUGUAU